Colletotrichum acutatum is the source of this 903-nucleotide messenger RNA. RefSeq names its product F-box domain-containing protein. The record is from RefSeq and is a predicted model, not a curated record. NCBI's taxonomy places the organism in Eukaryota, Fungi, Ascomycota, Sordariomycetes, Glomerellales, Glomerellaceae. Gene Ontology annotation, molecular function: protein binding. The transcript has 4 exons. The coding region runs from base 1 to 903 and encodes 300 amino acids.
AUGCCCGGGCUGCCUAUCGAGAUUAUGACUUAUAUCGCAAAUUCUUUAAAUCUACAUGACAUAUUCAACUUGAGCCUCGUUUGCAAGCAGUUCAGGUAUCUCGUGGACAAUAAUGACAUUUGCCGGGCCGCAUUAGAGACUCAUGCGCCAUACUCAGCUGAUUACCUAGCUACCUGCUCCUCUAAGCAAUAUGCUCGUUGCUUGCGACGACUGGUCAAACUGCGAGACGCUAUCGCCACUGCCAAGCCAUACACCACAGCUCUGAUUGCUCACGCAGUUGACUUCAUCUACUGCAACGGCAUGCUUUGUUAUACGGAAAAUUACGAGGUGCUCCGUCUCCUCAACUUGCAUGCCUCAUCGGACUCAGAGGACAUCAUCGAUACUCGAAUGCUGCUGCAAUCUGUCUCGGGGGUGGAUCUGGCCAACAACAAGUACAAGUUCCGCCCAAUACACUUCGCCCAUGGAGUAUUAUCUUGUCUUUACAGCCCACCUAAAACCGAAGGUCGGAGUCGCCUCCUGAUCAUCAACGUGGAGAAGAGGAUGCUUCUCACAGCCCAACGUCUCGAGUCAACCUCCAAGCUAUUUGUGCGUAACAACCAAGACUAUCUCUAUUACGGCACUCACUCGGUGACUGGGGAUGAUGGCUUCAAACGAUGGGUUCUACGACGAUUUGAUCUUCGGACCAAGCAGUGGAUACCUGGUCACUUGGAUCUCGAAGACCUAGCUGGUUCAGACAUCGGAGCUACCGUUUGUUUCGAAAUCAUUGAUGACUAUUUCUAUGGCUUGUCUAGCCUUAACAGUUUCGAAGUAUACGAGACGGAUUCGCUAUCGUAUUAUUACGGAUUUCGGUUACCUGUGGGCACUCGCGAAAGACUUAGUCACGGGAAACAUCAUGGUGUCUGA